This is a messenger RNA of Eleginops maclovinus (Patagonian blennie), 1560 nucleotides long. RefSeq lists its product as uncharacterized. The transcript is spliced from 14 exons. Gene Ontology annotation, molecular function: lipid binding. The record is from RefSeq and is a predicted model, not a curated record. Bases 620 to 1465 code for a protein of 281 amino acids. NCBI's taxonomy places the organism in Eukaryota, Metazoa, Chordata, Actinopteri, Perciformes, Eleginopidae.
UCUUCCUGUGUUGCAGACUUUGCAUCACGAUGACUUCCUGUUUGUGGCGCCUCUUCUUCCUGUUAUCACUGUGUUCCUCCAUCCACCCAUGCCCCGUCGGACUCAAAGUAAGAGUCACCGAGAGAGGCGUCGGAGCGGUAAAGGAUUUUGUUCUGGCAUUUUUCAAGGCCUUGGAGAAUCAUCCUUUUCCACCAAUAAAAAAGGAAAAGUAUUUGCUGAAAUUCACAAUUAAUGAGUUGACGUUCACUAGUCUACAUGUAGACAGAGAGAACGUGGUUCUGCGGCUGAAACAGGAAACGCAAAGUCUGCUCAUUGAAAUCAAAGAUCUGUCCUUCAAUGCACGUUUUCAACGAAAUGUUAAUGUUAAUUUGGUUGUGGCCAACCCUACCAUCCACUCCGCGGACUCGGUCCUGACCGGAGACGGAGUGGGGGGGAAGCUGAACCUCAGGAUGGACCUGCAGCUGAAACGCACUGAGGGGGGACGGCUGGGUGUCCAGAUGCUGGAGUGUGAGGCGGGGGAGUUACGCAUGGAGACAAAAAGCAAUCCAGGCAAAAAGUAUGACUAUGUCUCGGCUCUCCUGGGGUAUCUGCCUCUUAAGGUCUGUGGUAAUCUGAGAGCAUGUUCCUCCCAUGGGUGAAAUCUAAGCUGGAGAACCUCAUGAUGGAGCAGCAGGUGCCUGCAGGCAAAGACCUGUAUCUUAGUGUGAAUUAUGCUGUAUGCCAAGACAUCAGAGUGAUAUCCAGCGGCUUGAACCUGCCUUUAAGAGGCCUGGUCUCCUGGAAGGGACAGGAAGUGAACGUUGCUGCGAUACCAACGGGUGCAGAUCCAGAUGUGGGAGCAGAAAGUGAGGAGAUGGUUUAUCUGGGCAUCUCUGAUUUUUUUCUGAACAGCUACGCCGCCGCACUCUACAAAGCCGAAGCUAUGGAGAAAAAACUGAAUCUGGACAAUGCUUAUGUGAAGUUCUGGCGGAACAUAAAAAAAAUAAAGCACCGGAACGAAGAUAUAAAUGCAGAAAUCCAGAUCAGAGAGUUGCCGAUCAUCCACAUCAACCGGGAGGAGGGCAUCAGUGUUCGACCCAGGGUCAGAGUCCAGUUUAUAUCAGGGGAAAAAAAACCGAAGCAGUUCCAAGACGUUACUGUGGAGUGUAAGAUCGCUGUCCAGAUAGAAGUCAAAGAAAAUAAACUGACAAUCCCUUUGGACAAAAUCAAAUGCAAAUUAGAGACAAAUGUUGUAAUGGAAUGGUUAACAAAAAAACCGCUGACAAGGGUCAUCAAGAACAUGCUGUAUGACGUCCUUAAAGAAGGAGUACCGAUUCCUCUGCCUCCAAACAUCAAUUUAAUCCAAGGACCGGCCCACUACCGUGAUGGCUUCAUGGUGCUGGCAGGAAGUGUGAACUGGACUGCAGAAGCCAUGAAGACACUGGCAGAGCAGAUGCGUGAUCAUGUGUUCCGCAUGUUGGAAUAAAAUGAAGCAUCCGGUCAGGGGCAACAUUAGCAUUAUUAAAGUGAAAUGUAAUAAAUCACAUAACAGACAGUAAUAUAAACAGUGACUACUGUCCA